AGUGGAAAAUAAGGUUUGAAAAGUAGAAAAACAAAAAUUGAAGUGUAAUUAGGGUCUGCUCUUUCUUCUCCGACGUUGCUCACUCUCUUUCCUCCGGCGCAUCCGCUUUUACCGCUCUCUGCCUACAGUUUUUAUCGCAGUUCGAUCUAGGUCAAAAGGAUUCUGAAGAAAGAAAAUGGUGAGAGGAUUGCUGGGAAAGCUCGCCGGUCGCUCUCUUUCCGUCGCCGGAAAAUGGCAGCAGCAACAGCUCCGCCGCCUCAACAUCCACGAGUAUCAGGGGGCUGAAUUAAUGGGCAAGCAUGGAAUCAAUGUUCCAAGAGGUGUGGUUGUUGGUUCUCUUGAUGAAGUCAAGAAGGCGUUGCAAGAUCAAUUCGUCAACCAGAGUGAGGUGGUGGUGAAGUCACAAAUCCUUGCUGGUGGACGAGGGCUUGGUACGUUCAAGACUGGUCUCCAAGGCGGUGUACACAUUGUGAAGGCUGAUCAGGUUGAGGAUAUAGCUGGUAAAAUGCUUGGACAGAUACUUGUUACCAAACAAACUGGGCCCCAAGGAAAAGUUGUCAGCAAGGUUUAUUUGUGUGAGAAGAUGUCGCUUGUCAAUGAGAUGUACUUUGCAAUUACUCUUGAUCGCAAAUCUGCUGGUCCUCUUAUCAUUGCUUGUAAAACUGGAGGAACCAGUAUUGAAGAUCUUGCUGAGAAACACCCAGAAUUGAUUGUAAAGGUACCUAUUGAUGUUUUUACUGGGAUUACCGAUGAGGAUGCUGCCAAGGUAGUUGAUGGGUUGUCUCCUAAGGUGGCUGAUAGAAAUUCUUGCAUGGAACAAGUGAAGAAAUUAUAUGAACUUUUCUGCAAAUGUGACUGCACAAUGUUGGAGAUCAAUCCAAUUGCUGAGACAUCUGAUAAUCAGUUGGUAGCAGCUGAUGCAAAGUUCAACUUUGAUGACAAUGCUGCAUUCCGGCAAAAAGAAAUAUUUGCUCUUCGGGAUCCAACACAAGAAGAUCCUCGUGAGGUUACUGCAGCAAAGGCCGACUUAAACUAUAUUGGUUUAGAUGGAGAAAUUGGUUGUAUGGUGAAUGGUGCUGGAUUGGCCAUGGCUACGAUGGAUAUAAUUAAGUUACAUGGAGGAACUCCGGCCAAUUUUCUUGAUGUUGGUGGAAAUGCUUCUGAAGGCCAGGUUGUGGAGGCUUUCAAGAUUUUGACUUCAGAUGAGAAAGUGAAGGCUAUUCUUGUGAAUAUUUUUGGUGGAAUAAUGAAGUGUGAUGUAAUAGCCGCUGGGAUUGUUAAUGCUGCUAAACAGGUUCAACUCAAAGUACCUGUGGUUGUUCGUCUUGAAGGCACAAACGUUGACCAAGGAAAGAGGAUUCUGAAGGAAAGUGGUUUGACGUUGAUUACUGCUGAAGAUCUGGAUGAUGCAGCUGAGAAAGCAGUUAAAGCCUCAGCUAGCUAAACAUGUUAUCGUCUAUUUUUGGUCUAAACUGCCUUUCGGCCAAUCCUUUUUCCCCUUGAUUUUAUUUUUUGGGAUAAAGUCUCAUUUGUUUAUCGUCAGUUGAGACGCAAAGUUAGAGAGUUUCAGCAGAAAGAAGCUGAUAAUCUCCAUUGUUACAUGGAGAAAAUUUAAAUUGUUCUUGAUUUCAUAUAAAGAAAACAAUCUCAACUUUUGUUUCAAUCAGCCUCCAUUCAUUCAUGGAGAAUACUUCAUUAAAUUGUUGGUUUAGAGUCGUACAGCAUUUUGGUUUCGUU
This is a messenger RNA of Erythranthe guttata (spotted monkey flower), 1737 nucleotides long. RefSeq names its product ATP citrate lyase (ACL) family protein. Gene Ontology annotation, biological process: tricarboxylic acid cycle; succinyl-CoA metabolic process. NCBI's taxonomy places the organism in Eukaryota, Viridiplantae, Streptophyta, Magnoliopsida, Lamiales, Phrymaceae. The record is from RefSeq and is a predicted model, not a curated record. Gene Ontology annotation, cellular component: succinate-CoA ligase complex; mitochondrion. Gene Ontology annotation, molecular function: succinate-CoA ligase (ADP-forming) activity; ATP binding.